ACUUUAGCAACAGUAUUGAGGCAGAUCCGCAGCACUGCCAACGGUAUUGUUUUAGCUUACUGUUUACCUGACAUGUUUAAUUAUUCAGAAACCAAGACCCUCCUUCUUGUUUCUGAAUCUAUGUCCCUUCUUUGCAGUCCUCAUCUUCGGCUUCUUCAUGAUUUAUUUUAAGUUUAGGGGCUACUGCUUUCUUUUUGUAUAGAUUAUGAUUCUCAGUUUUAUGAUUAGUUAGUGGGAAUUUGAGGCUAUGUCAUCCAGUGAGGAGGAAAGUCAUACACCCGCGCGUAAGGAUGUCAAAGCAAAUGAGCUAAAAAAAUAUGAAUAUGAUGAACUAGCGAAGACAACUCGACUUUUCUCCAAUGACAAACUCCUUGGCAGGGGAAGUUUCGGUGAUGUCUUCAAGGGAUCCCUUCCAAGUGGUGAAGUUGCUAUUAAGAAACUUAAAUACAGGGACGGACAGUGGGAAAAGGAAUUUGAGGAGUUGAUUAAGGCCUUAGGCACUGUGCGUCACCAAAAUCUAGUUAGCCUGAUUGGGUACUGCAGUGAUUCAUCCGAUAGAUUGCUUGUUUCAGAGUUUGUUCCCAACAAGUCCUUGAAAUUUCAUCUAUAUGAUGGAAAAAGAAGAUCAAAUUUGAAUUGGUCAAUAAGAAUGAAAAUCGCCAUAGACACUGCAAAAGGAUUGGCAUAUCUACAUAAAGAAUGUAGCUCCAAAAUCAUUCACGGAGACAUCAAGGCAGCUAAUAUUCUUCUUGACGAUAGUUUUAAACCGAAGGUUGCAGAAUUUGGACUUGCCAAGUUUUAUUCAAAAAUUGAUCAUAAAAAUCAUCCUUCUCAAAAGAUCUCUGAGGAGUCAGAUGUUUAUUUCUUUGGUAUUGUGCUUCUAGAGCUGAUUAUGGGGAAAAAAGUUCAAAAUAAAGACGUCAAGAAGGUAAGACACUAGUCUAUAAUUGUGCAA
Hevea brasiliensis (rubber tree) is the source of this 955-nucleotide messenger RNA. Its product is annotated as proline-rich receptor-like protein kinase PERK3. The coding region runs from base 248 to 940 and encodes 230 amino acids. Gene Ontology annotation, molecular function: ATP binding; protein kinase activity. The record is from RefSeq and is a predicted model, not a curated record. Gene Ontology annotation, biological process: protein phosphorylation. The transcript has 5 exons. Lineage: Eukaryota; Viridiplantae; Streptophyta; Magnoliopsida; Malpighiales; Euphorbiaceae.